Messenger RNA from Carassius auratus (goldfish), 2230 nucleotides. Its product is annotated as protein ATP1B4. Bases 136 to 1179 code for a protein of 347 amino acids. The record is from RefSeq and is a predicted model, not a curated record. Lineage: Eukaryota; Metazoa; Chordata; Actinopteri; Cypriniformes; Cyprinidae. Gene Ontology annotation, cellular component: sodium:potassium-exchanging ATPase complex; nuclear inner membrane. Gene Ontology annotation, biological process: sodium ion transport; regulation of DNA-templated transcription; potassium ion transport. The transcript has 8 exons.
CAGUUGUUUCACAGUAUUUGACUUUCUUGGACUGCUGCAGAUUUUAUUUCUGGAUUGAAAUCUCGCAGUAAAUCGCCUGGACCUCUCGCAUAUGUGAUUGGUUUAACAAGUACCUUUAUUCUUCAGUGAGAGAUCAUGGAGCGCGACUCUACCGAGGGAGGGGCGGAGGAACUGCUCCUGGAAGACAAAGUUUCAAAGCUGCGUGCAGGAUCCCUUCACAAACACGAACUAGCUGAGGCCAUGGAAGUGGAACAGGAAGGACUGGUAGAACAUCAGCCUCUGGAGCAGGAUGACCUUAACUUUGAGAAAUGGAAGCCCAAGCCAAAGCCCAAGAGGACGCUGCAUGAGAAAAUCGACGACUUAAAGACUUACCUGUGGAACGCAGAGACAAAGGAGUUUAUGGGCCGCUCGGGGAAGAGCUGGAGCCUUAUUCUGCUCUUUUAUUCAGCAUUAUACAUUUUCCUUGCGGCCAUGUUUGCUGGUGGUAUGUGCUGCCUGAUGUGGUCGAUUAGUCCAUAUGCUCCCACCUACAACGACAGAGUGAUGCCACCAGGCAUGACUAUGUUUCCUCAUGUAGAUGUAGCUCAUGGGUUUGACAUUGCUUUCAAUGCCUCUGACCGAAGCUCGUGGAGGAAGUAUGCGAAAGCACUGGAAGCCCAUCUGAAACCCUAUGACGAUGGAGUGCAGGAUAGGCGGAACAUUAACUGCGAGGGAAAUACGUAUUUCAAGCAAGAAGACUUGGAGGAGAGUGCCGAGCGCAAGGCAUGUCAGUUUAAGAGGUCCUGGCUGGGUGAAUGCUCCGGCCUGAAGGACAAGGAUUUCGGCUACUCAAAGGGAAAACCCUGCAUCCUUGUCAAAAUGAAUCGGAUUCUCGGGUAUCUGCCUGGUCAGGGCACUCCAGUAAAUGUUACAUGUGGAGUAAAGAAAGGGUCAACUGAAGGCCUCGGAGAAGUCCAGUUCUUUCCGGGAAAUAUCUUCAACUUGCGGUACUAUCCCUAUUAUGGGAAACUGAGACAUGUGAACUACUCUUCCCCGCUGGUGGCUGUGCGCUUUCCUAGUGUCCAGUAUGACACCCAACUACACGUUCAAUGCAAACUGAAUGGCAAAGGCAUCAUCAACGAUUCACCAACUGACCGUUUCCUGGGUAGUGUGUCUUUCACUUUAGAAGUGGGUGCGUAGGGUGGUAGUAGACCUAGAAACAUUGAAAUUAAACUUCUCAGAGUAUGUUAUAAUAAAUGAAAUAGCACACUGGGUGUUGUCGUUACCCAUUAGCCCUCUGAUUAUGUCUCCGGCAGCCACUGUGCUAUUCUUGUCAGAGCUGUGUUUCUACACUACUUUUUCAUAAAAGGAAUUUCCCUGUAAGCAAAGACUGAGAUUCAUAGAUCACAUUCAGUAACGUAACAUCCAACCACUAGAGACUGACCUGCUUGGAUUUGAUUAUGAAAAGAUAUCCAAAUACAGUAAGUAGGUUGCAAUUAUAGCUAUUGAGGCAUAAUCACUCUACAGUGAGACGUAGGAAAGACAAUUCUCUGUAGAAUUAACAUUUAUUAAACCUUUUUAUCAGUUCUUUUGCUAAGUCAAAUGUGUAUAUAACACAAAUUAAAACAAAAAAAUAUUUUUUUAUGAUUCUUCUAUUAAGUCAGUCUCCUUUAAAUUCCCCCUUUGAAUAAAGAAAAAGGCCGAAAACUGCUUAACAUUAUCCUUAUGCUUUGCUAAUUUAAAUGAAUAACAAUCAGAUAUGGUUUAGAAUUAAUAAUUGAUUGUACAUUUUUGGAUUAAUUUUUUUCCACCUUUUUUUUGGAUGUGCAACUAAAUUUUUAUUCCAGUGGCAAAUGUAUUUUACUGAAAUGUGGGACAGAAAUCCCAUUUCAUCAUUUUCACAGAGCUUCAUAAUGAAGUACAAGUUGAUCUUUCUUUUUCAAGCAUGCAACUAACUCUUCUUAAAAACGGAAUAGAGUAUGUCACAUAAUUCAUCCGAGUGAAACUAUCUGCUCAGUUGCCUGUAAGGAGGAUUUCAACAGUAUUAUUUAUUAAUUGUAUUUGAAUAUAUUGACAUGGUACAAACAGUUACAAAGUGUAAUAGUGAGAUGGAAAUUGGUAACUGCACAUCUUUGUUAUUCAGUAAAUGCAACAAAAUAUCCACUUGCUGACAAAGAUUUGCCAGCUCAUGUUUUAAACGCACUCAUGAUGUUCUAGCAUAAACAAUAAAGAUGGAUGAGAUUUAACGGAA